Insectozyma verbasci is the source of this 1215-nucleotide messenger RNA. The record is from the annotation of a GenBank genome assembly. Lineage: Eukaryota; Fungi; Ascomycota; Pichiomycetes; Serinales; Debaryomycetaceae.
AUGGCAGAAAGUUCAAAUCAAAUUACGGCAGCAUCAUUACAGCCUGAACUAUGGACAAGUUCGUCUAAUGAAGCAUUGAAAUUGUUUGUUACUAAUCAAGAACAAGCAAUAAAUUUCAAACCAACUUUUACCUAUCCAAUUUUUGGAGAUUCUGAAACAAUAUAUGGAUAUAAAGACUUAUCAAUAUUUUUAUGUUUUGAUCAUUUUACAUUUAAACCAUUUUUGAAUGUAAAGUAUAGUGAUAAAUUAAAUGAUCCAGAGAUUGGGGAUUUGAAAAAAAUUAUUGAUGAAUUCUUACCUGAACUGACGAUUUUCAAAGAUGAAGUAAAAUGGAUUGAUUCAAUAAAAGAAGAAAAAGAAAAUGGUUAUAAAAUACCUGGUGAUAAAAUAUCAGAAUUUAAUCAAAAUGAUAAAACUUAUUCAAUUUAUAAAAUAAAUUUAAAGGAUGUUAUUGGACUAGAAUUACAUAAAAGAUUACAAAUACUUGUAUUAUUAUUCAUUGAAGCAGGUUCUUAUAUUGAUAGUUCUGAUGAGUCAUGGAAUUUAUAUGUAAUUUAUGAAUCAACAGAGGAACCAUCAAUAGUUGGAUUUACUACAUGUUAUAAUUAUUGGAAAUAUCCAGGUUUUGAAAAAUUUGAUAAAGAUGAAAAUGAAAUUAGAAUUAAAAUCUCGCAAUUUAUAAUAUUACCAAUGUUUCAAAAUUUAGGAUUAGGUCAAAGAUUCUAUACUGAAUUAUAUCAAUAUUGGUAUAAACAAAAUGAUAUAGUUGAAAUUGUUGUUGAAGAUCCAAGUGAAGAAUUUGAUGAUAUGAGAGAUAAAGCAGAUUUGAAAAUGUUAAACGAUAAUGUAAAAUUUGAUUUUAAUAAGGUUGAACCAAAUAUAACUAAAGAAAAUAUUGAAAAAUGGAGAAAAGAAUUAAAACUUGAAAAAAGACAAUUUUCAAGAUUAAUUGAAUUAAUAAUGUUAUAUAAAUUACAAAAUCAAAUUGAUGAUAUAAAUAAAAAGGAUUAUAGAUUAUUUGUUAAGAAAAGAUUAUAUGAUAAGAAUAAAGAAGGAUUAUUGACAAUGGAUGAUGCAACAAGAAGAGAUAAAUUAGAAACAACAUACCGUGAUGUAACAGAAGAUUAUAGUAGGUUAUUAAGUCAAGUUAAAUUGAAUUUGAAGCAUACCUUAAAUGAUGAAGGAGUUAAGGUAUUGAAGAAGCAAAAAGUUUAG